Ochotona curzoniae (black-lipped pika) is the source of this 4445-nucleotide messenger RNA. It is a transcript of the gene MAP3K8, whose product is annotated as mitogen-activated protein kinase kinase kinase 8. Gene Ontology annotation, molecular function: ATP binding; protein kinase activity. Gene Ontology annotation, biological process: protein phosphorylation. The record is from RefSeq and is a predicted model, not a curated record. Lineage: Eukaryota; Metazoa; Chordata; Mammalia; Lagomorpha; Ochotonidae. The coding region runs from base 2402 to 3808 and encodes 468 amino acids. The transcript has 7 exons.
GAGGGGGUAACGGGAGAUGUGGUGAGCCUUGUUCGAAGCCGGGCAGCUCCCUCGGUUGUUAGGGUCAUUUUCAUUGACGUUUGGGUGUUCCGUUUGUUUUGUGCCAAGUAUCGCAUGAACGGGGAGGAAUCUCAUGUCUCUCUCUUGCUGAUUUCUGGGUUUCUAAGACGGGUGUCGUUUUCUGUGGUGUUAGGGAGUCUGAGGAUCUCUCUCCGCUCUUGAUUGUUCCUAAGUGGAGUAACUUCUGGGCUCCACCUCGUUCCCGGCACUGAUGAGACGUGAAGUCGGUCUGCUUCCUGCAGGCUGGCAAUUGCUGGGUUUUCUUUGCAAGAGUGUGGGGCUGACCGGUCUUCAGGGUUGCCUGGGAGCUGAGUUGGUGUUGCUAAGGACUUAGUAGUGCGGGGUGGGAAGUCAAGUCAGGCACUGCUGGACCUGCCCUGUCCCUCUCUCACCAGUAGGGGUGUGCGUAUGUUAGAGACGGACGGACAGACAGAUGGGCCCACAGAGAUCCAAUCUCUAGGUUUUCUGUAGAAAUGCUUCUGACUGCACAGUUAAGAAACUAAAACCCGUCUUUCCCCUAAGGAUCCACCUGCCUGAAUGCCUGUCUCUCUCUCCCCCUCUGGGUUAGUCCUGGGAACUUUUCUGUCACAUCUGGUAAGUCCUGUAGCCUUCAAUCUUCCCAGCUCGGGGAGGGUGGCGGAGAUGGGGGUGGGGAAGAGGGACCCUGUCUUGCAGUGUUUCUGUUUGAACUUCUGUUUUUUCUAAUCCUGCCUACAAACAGAAACUGCAACUAAAUAGACGUGGUGAAACCAAAGGCAUUUGUGCCUUGAUUGUCCCCCGGGUUCCCAGCACCAUGCCGUGCCAACUCCAACCCCUUCAAGGAUGGGUAAGACUUGCAGUGAUAAUGAGCCAUCAAAGCGAGUCUGCCUUUUUUCUUUUUACUUUGUCUCUGGUUUUUGAGACAGUCUUUGAAAGCUAACUCAUUCUAGCUACACCUGACUGCUGGCUUGCUUAGCACCUUCCUCCCUUCCCCCCACCUCUCUCUUCCCAACCUGUGGUGACCAUGAACUAGCCUCAAAGCUGUCCUGUGAGCCAAGUGCAGUGACUGGUGGAGUGUGUACAAGUGAAGGCACUGGCUUGACUUUAAGCAGGCAUCCUCAUACCCACACCUGUAGAGUGGGGUGUGUGAUGGGAGCCCAGGCAGAGUCUUCUCUGCAGGGUGCCCCCACGGGGACCCCGGGCCAAAUCAGUUAAUGAUAGCACUAGGUGCUGUGGUGCAUUCCGUGGAAGGAGAUUGCCUCGGAGGCAGGUGGCCUCUGGCAAGCUGAUUGGUGAUGCACGGUUGGUGCUUCCACAGCAGGGAUGGAGGGGACGUUAAGAAGCGGAAGCAUCUGUCAGAAAAAGUGCACAGCUGUUUCUGGCCUUUAUCAAGCCUGCUGGUUAAGUGCACGGACGGUCGGGAUGUAUUGCAGCAGAGGUCUCUUACGUCCUUGUAUCUUUCCUCCUUUGACCGUCGCUGUGUAAUUCCCUUUGUUGUCCCCUAUUUUCAUCAGAUGUUGUCGCCACCCCCACAUCCACUAAGAUGGCACCUCAUUUGUAUCUUAAAAAAAAAACCUAAAAUGCAGUUUUAGCCAAGACAAUGGGACUUCAGAAAGGUUGCAAGGAAGACUGUAACAUGUAGUGCGUGGUUUUUCUUGUCACAGAGAUCUUCCCACAGACUUUUUUUUUACAUUUAAAAAUAUUUUGUUUUGAUUUAUGAUGUAGUUCUGUAGACUCUUUGAAAGCCCCCUGCAGUCCCAUGUGCUCCUGCCUGCGUCUUGUCUUGUGAUAGAUUUAGGUUUCCGGGUCUCUUUCUAUUUGUGCAGCUCCUAAGGGAAGGCAGUGAGCAAUCAGUGAACCUUGGGCCCCUCGGGGUGCAGGCAUUCCGGUCUCUCCCAGAGGGGCCCGCUGGGGCCGAGGGUGAACGCCUUGUCCCUGGUGGUAGUGAGAUGUGUCUCCUUGCAGCGAGCUGGAUCAGGAUCUCUCUGAAGGCUUAACCUCACGUCUGCCACGGGCUCUCAGGGCCUCGUGUUUUUUCUCUUUCCAGCUGCAGGAGGGAGCCGGAGGCUAUAAGGAGAAGCCCGGAGCCCCUCAGAUUCGUGAGCUGCUUCCAGUCUGGGUUCUGUCCAACUCCCAACAGGUGCAUGCUCCGGGUCUCAGGUUUCUGCUUUUGCAAAGUGAGCUGGAUGGAAGGUUCUCUGAGGUCCCUUGGCACUCCCCGCUGUUCAUGAACUUGCACAAACUGUCACCCAGAGUUCUUGCUCCACAAUGCAGGCUGGGACGCUCAUUUCCUGAAACGUAACUGUCACCUCCUCAGUAAGUCUUGGUAUUCUCUCUGUUUCCCCUAGCAAGCGCACCCGUGAUGGAGUACAUGAGCACUGGAAGCGACAACAAAGAAGAAAUCGACUUACUGAUGAAGCAUUUAAGUAUGUCCGAUGUCAUAGACAUCAUGGAGGAUCUGUACGGGAGCCAAGAACCGGCUGUGUACGAACCCAGCCUCCUGACCGUGUGUCCGGACAGUAAUCAGAACGAAGAGCGGGCGGAUUCUCUGCUGCUCAGUGGCCAGGAGGGACCGUGGCUGUCCACGGUCAGGUACGGCACGGUGGAUGACCUGCUGGCGUUUGCAAACCACAUCUCCAAUUCGGCAAAGCAUUUUUACAGCAGUCGACCCCAGGAAUCUGGAGUUUUAUUAAACAUGGUCAUCACUCCUCAGAAUGGACGCUACCAGAUCGACUCGGACGUGCUGCUGGUCCCCUGGAAGUUCACUUACAGGAAUAUCGGCUCCAAUUUUGUGCCGCGCGGGGCCUUUGGCAAAGUGUACUUGGCCCAAGAUAGAAAGACAAAGAAGAGAAUGGCGUGUAAGCUGAUCCCGGUGGAUCAAUUCAAACCUUCCGAUGUGGAGAUCCAGGCGUGCUUCCGGCACGAGAACAUCGCUGAGCUGUAUGGCGCCGUCCUGUGGGGUGAGACAGUGCACCUGUUCAUGGAAGCUGGCGAGGGAGGCUCCGUGCUGGAGAAGCUGGAGAGCUGUGGCCCCAUGCGGGAAUUCGAGAUCAUCUGGGUCACCAAGCACGUGCUCAAGGGGCUGGACUUCCUGCACUCCAAGAAGGUGAUCCAUCACGACAUUAAACCUAGCAACAUCGUUUUCAUGUCCACAAAAGCCGUUCUGGUGGAUUUUGGCCUCAGUGUUCAGAUGACCGAAGAUACCUAUUUUCCCAAGGAUCUCCGGGGCACAGAGAUCUACAUGAGCCCGGAAGUGAUCCUGUGCCGGGGCCACUCCACAAAGGCAGACAUCUACAGCCUGGGUGCCACGCUUAUCCACAUGCAGACGGGCACGCCGCCCUGGGUGAAACGCUACCCCCGCUCGGCCUACCCCUCUUACCUGUACAUAAUCCACAAGCAGGCUCCUCCCUUAGAAGACAUCGCCAAUGAUUGCAGCCCGGGCCUGCGAGCGCUGAUGCAAGCUGCAUUAGCCAGGAACCCGGGCCACCGUCCCUGCGCUGCUGACCUGCUGAAGCAUGAGGCACUGAACCCACCCCCGGAGGACCAGCCACGCUGCCAGAGCCUGGACUCGGCCCUGCUGGAACGCAAGAGGCUGCUGAGCCGGAAGGAGCUGGAGCUGCCUGAGAACAUCGCGGAUGCUUCAUCAUGCACGGGAAGCACGGAGGAGUCGGAUGUGCUGAGGAGACAGCGUUCUCUCUACAUCGACCUUGGUGCCCUGGCCGGCUAUUUCAACCUUGUGCGGGGUCCCCCAACGCUGGAAUACGGCUGAUGGCGAGUGCCGGUGUCCGUGCGCGCGUGCGUGCAUGUGCGCAGUCAGCCAGAGCUCCUCCGCUGACUGCGUGGGUCACCUCUCAGGGAGCCCCUGCGUGGGCUGCCGCGAUGUGGCCGUGUGGGUGUGGCCUCCCGAGUGUUUGUCUUGUGGGGCUCCUCUGGGGUGGCCCCAUGUCUCAUGGUUCUCAAAUCUCAGGUGCUGGGACUGUAGGAUGGUCCCAGGUGGUUAACGACACUCCCUACUCACCCGCCACCAUUCCCUGUGCACUUUGCUCAGAAAUGUAAAAAAAGGAUGCCAAUCCCAGGGAUCCUCCACCUCACUCGUAGGUCUUAUUUAAGUGUGUGUGUGUGUGUGUGUGUGUGUGUGUGUGUGUGUUGGGGGCGCUGCUACCUUGAGCUGGAGCUAUCGAUUGGUGUGUCCUGUGUGGCCACUUCAAGCGCCUUCAUCGGGAGAGGUGAGCGCAGGCGGGAUCCUGUGUGUAUGUGUGUGGGUGUGGGUGUGGGUAUUGGGUGAGAGGACAACUUGAACGUGGUUGCAAUAGGCCCUGCUAGCGUCCCCCACGUGGCCCUUGGGCUGGGCGCAGAGCCAUCGAUGCCGGCCACUGAUGGUGGCUUCUGUUCUGUUCCUAUGGAAA